Messenger RNA from Doryrhamphus excisus (bluestripe pipefish), 5156 nucleotides. It is a transcript of the gene fam78ab, whose product is annotated as family with sequence similarity 78 member Ab. NCBI's taxonomy places the organism in Eukaryota, Metazoa, Chordata, Actinopteri, Syngnathiformes, Syngnathidae. The record is from RefSeq and is a predicted model, not a curated record.
CCUGAGUGGAGCCCAGACCGGAGCGGGUGAACCUGCCGAGUGGCCGCGGGAGCGAUGACAGCCCGCUGGGUCGCAAGUCGGACUGAGACGCUAGCUUCCUGUGGGCGUGGCGACAGCUGACGCUUUUACACUUUGUCUUGAAAGUAGUUUUUCCACACUUGGGAGGAUCCCGCCGUGACAUGACAUGGGUGCUGAAGCGGACCACCCGGCGGCGUCCUUCGGAUGUUGCGGCGGUGCCCCGACCCAGACCGGACUUCGGUGUUUGCUGUGGCUACAAUGCUUGUUUCUGCGUGGGAAAUGAGUCACCGUGGAAUGGAAGAAACAAAAAGAUAACGCUGUUAUUCUUCUUUUUUUUUUUUUUACCUGAUCACUGUGAAAUCCUACAUCCGGUGUUUUUUCUUUUUUGAAUAGGUAGACUGAAUUUUUGUGUUGCGUUUAAGGACAGACUUGAAUAGAAUUUCAAAUGAACUGAAUCCAGUGAGGAUUACAAACAUCACAGGAGUCCACUGUGAUGAAUAAACACCACAGACUGGAAUUGAACGGGUGGGGGACUUUUUUACUUUUACGAUAACAUCAAAUGCUGAUUUUUCGAUUUUUCAAAUCGCAACUUGAUGCAUGAUUCCAGACCCGGCUUGUAGGCACGCAUGACCAGAAAUAUCGUUGCUCCUGUUCCCAUGCGUCUUUCCCCUCCGCAGGAUCUCCUGUGGACCGUGUUGUGGGCCGUGGUGCUUCCCGAUGCCAUGGGCUGCAUCCAGAGUAUCAGGUGCAAGCCCAAGACGUUCCGUGACAGCAUCGCGGUCCUAGAAGUCAACACAUCUAUCGACUCCAACCCCACCAGCAUUGACGAGUCGUCUGGCGUGGUUCUACGCUACCGGACGCCGCACUUCCGUGCCCAAGCCCGGGUCCUGGUGCCCCCCGUGGCCGCUAAUGAGACGUGGACGGUCGGCUGGAUUCAAGCUUGUAACCACAUGGAGUUCUACAACACGUAUGGCAGCAAAGGGAUGUCCAGUUGGGAGCUCCCCGAUCUCCGCGAUGGAAAGAUCCAGGCCAUCAGCGACUCAGAUGGCGUCAAUUACCCCUGGUACGGAAACACCACCGAGACCUGCACCAUCGUCGGGCCCACCAAGAAGGACAGCAAGUUCAGCGUUAGCAUGAAUGACAAUUUCUACCCUAGCGUCACCUGGGGCGUGCCGGUCAGCGACAGCAACGUACCUCAGCUCAGCAGCAUCCACCGAAACCAGAGCUUCACCACCUGGUUGGUGGCCAUCAACCAGGCCACCUCCGAGGCCGUCGUCCUGCAGACCAUCCGCUGGAGGAUGCAGCUUCACAUACAAGUGGAUCCGGAGCAGCCUCUGGGUCUAAGGGCAGUUCUAAACCAGCCCGUCUCCCAAGAACAGCCCCAGAUCUUAGGCAAGAACGAGCCCAUCCCAUCCAACGCCAUGGUCAAGCCCAACGCCAACGAUGCACAGCUGCUUAUGUGGCGACCCAAGGUGGGCGACCCCGUGGUGGUCAUCCCACCCAAACACUGACCACGCAGACCAGAGACACCAGCUCUGAUGAACUUUAGGGGCGGGGUUAAAAACUGGACUGAACAAAAAAAAAAAAAACAACCAUUCUACCUUGAAACUGGGUCGGGUCUCACUGUGUGAAAUGAAGUCACCGACUUCAUUUCGGGUUUGUGUGGGAUUUGAGUAUUUAAGUCACCAUGACCGAGCUUUGACUUUGUGUCUAAACGUGUUACUUUUUAUUUAGAGCUGCGAGUGUGUCCAUGUUGCGUGUUGGCGUGCUCCUUUUUGGAAGUUCAUGCGGGACGUCCAAUCCAUGCUGCCUUACGUUUACAUCGCUCUCCACGCCGUACCUUUUAGCCUUAAAAAAAGUGCAAUGCAGUAUUUUCCUUCGUCCCGUGUCCUCCUUCCACUUUUGGGGCUGUGUGUGUGGCUUUUGGGACUGAACCGGGAAGUUCCGGAUCUAGAACCCCUCAACUAAGUUCUCAACUGGAAAAGGGAAGAAGCUUUUCACAACUUUAGUGUUCCACAUACCCUACAGUCUGUGGGGGAAACACUGCUUGUGGUCAGGUUUGGGGGAAAUGCUGUGGGAGAAAUUUCAAUCCAAUUUAUGGGGUCAAAAUCUGUCAUGUAAUCUCAAAGACUCAAACCAGGCAAUUGGACUCUACUUGUUUGUUGAAGACCUUUCCUCCAAAAAGGCUUCUUCAACCUACAACUGAAGAAGCCUGGGACGUCCUCGGCCCCAGGACUUGUUCUGGCCUCGGACCCAGAACGGUGGCCGUCCUCGGACCCAGGACGGUGGCCGUCCUCUGACCCAGGACGGUGGCCGUCCAGGAUGGGGGACGUCCUCGGCCCCAGGACUUGUUCCGGACAUGGCCCCAGGACGGGGGACGUCCUCGGCCCCAGGACGGGGGACGUCCUCGGCCCCAGGACGGGGGACGUCCUCGGCCCCAGACUCAGGACGGGGGACGUCCUCUGCCCCAGGACUUGUUUCGGCCACGGCCCCAGGACGGGGGACGUCCUCGGCCCCAGGAGGGGGGACGUCCUCGGUCCCAGGACUUGUUCCGGCCACGGCCCCAGGACGGGGGACGUCCUGGGCUCCAGGACUUGUUCCGGCCUCAAACCCAGAACUGUCCUCAGAUCCAGGACUUGUUCUGGCCACGGCCCCAGGAGGGGGAACGUCCUCGGCCCCAGGACUUGUUCCGGCCUCAGACCCAGGAUGGGGGUCGUCCUCGGACCCAGGACUUGUUCCGGCCACGGCCCCAGGACGGGGGACGUCCUGGGCUCCAGGACUUGUUCCGGCCUCAAACCCAGAACUGUCCUCAGAUCCAGGACUUGUUCUGGCCACGGCCCCAGGAUGGGGGACGUCCUCGGCCCCAGGACUUGUCCCGGCCUCAGACCCAGGACGGGGGACGCCCUCGGCCCCAGGACUUGCUCCGUCUAUUCAGAUGAGAUCUGUUCCACCCAGUCAUUGAGCCUGAAAUGAUAAAGCCUGCUGAACGUUCUAAGACAACCCGUACAGUCCAGCUGGAUGGAGUGGAUGCCCUGAGAAUACUAAAGCAGCAUUUUGGAUGAAAGGUAAAACAUCUUCACCAAACAAGAAGUGUCCAGUUGCCUUGAUUCAACCUUUGCGGUUUUUGCCAAAUGUCAGCCGUUUGUGUGCAGUGGUUCAGGAGUACUCCGGAAGAGUACCAGUAGCUUACACAAUCAAUACUCCAAGUUGGACGAAGAAGAACCAUGAACGAUGAAGAAUUAAGAUUGAGGGGGACCUAAAGGGUCUAGUCCAACACCUGAUUUGGGACUCAAGAUAAGGACAUCAGGGCUUGUCGGCAAAUGGACAACCAGACUUGGGGUUGUAUGAAUAAUAGUACCUCCCCCCGCCCCCCUUGGAAAUAGUCAGACUUGAACUGAAGACUUGUGAACAGUAGAAACUCUUGUUUUCGCUCCAAAAACCCAAAUUAACCAAAAAUCCAUUCUGAUCUAGUUUUUAUAUUCUUCCAUAUUCUUCCAUAUAUGCAUCCAUUUUUAAAGGAGGCCUAUGCAAACUGUGCUGCCGGGGAUGCUGUUAAGCUUGCCAAGCUCCUAAAUGGGAACAUUUCCGCUUUAUUCCGCCCAUAAUAACCAGAGCCAGGAGGUGAACACCAUUAUUAGCAUCAUUGCAUGAAAAGCUCACGGAUGGGCUGUGAUAGAACUCCGGCCUGAGUCAUGGGCCAUCGGGAUAAGGAGGUUGAGAAAAGAAGGGCUCGCGGGGUGGGGGUGGGGGGGCUCCUGAUGUAAUCAGAUCACUUGAACCCCCCUCCACACCCCUAAGGACUCACUGUGCCAAGCCAUGCUUAUACGUGAAAGGGCUAGCCACAAGGUUGCAAAGGUUAGCCAGGGUUGUGAGGGAUCCCGAGGCAGCCAUUUUUCUGUGGAAACUGACACGGGAUGAGGUGGACGCACUAAUGGUGGAGGGUGAGCGACACUGGGACACUGGGGUUCUGAGGGUCAGCCUGGGGUCGCCAGUCAUGCUAAUGUAUGAUGGGAGCUUAAGAUAUACGCCUGAAAACUAAAGGGAAGUGAAUUAUACACCCUGGACAGGUGGCCAGCCAAUCACAGGGCACAUAUAGACAAACAACCAUUCACACUCACAUUCAUACCUAUGGAAAAUUUGGAGUGUCCGAUGAAGCUAACAUGUUUUUGGAAUGGGGGAGAACAGCAGAGAUUCCAAACCAGGUCUUCCCGAUCUGCCCAUGUGGCCAACAUGCAGACCACCCAACCAGACUCCAUGUAAUGUAAUUACACCUUAACAUGUGUGCGUGUGAGUUAAUACCCCGUUGAAGGGAUUUAGGCCGGGAUGAGGGGCUUGACUGAUGUGCUUCUGCUCUUGUUGAGUCAUCGUGCUUCCUCAGCCACACACACACACACACACAAGUGGAAAGGUUAUGUCCUUGCCAUAAAGCAGGGACACACAAACACACAUGGGCGCCCUAAGGGGCUGCUGUGGUAUCUGAUGGUGUUGUCACCCUGCCAGGCACCGCCCCCUUUAUCAAGUCCGGAGCACGCGUGGGCUAUCUGGACGGCCAAAUAGCAGCCGAGAAACAAAACCCAGACGCCAGCUAAGGCCACCACAGAUGCUAAAUGAGCCCAGGAAAAGCAAUACACUUGUUGCCAAAGUCAUCACAGCCAAAACGUGAAGUGUUUUGUGAUUUUGGAGCAUUCGACAUAUACACGCCUAAUAAAAGUGUUGAUGAUUAAAGUUGAAACUGAAGCUAUAUGACCAAGUAUCCCUGGUUCAGGUCUUCAAGCUUCCUCAGUUUGUCCACACAGUGACCCUCAUCUCCUCAAGUCCAAAGUAUGGUAGUAGUAAGCCUUACCAACCCCCCAUCCCCCGGUCUCGAUUUGCAUGAGCGGGUUGAAAAAUGUGUUUUUCUUUAUUUUCCUCAAGCUGCUUUCCUGUUCCUCAUCUUAUAUAAGGGCAUUUCCUGUUUGUUUUCUUUAUUUGGAAACUUUUGCUUUGACUUUUUAAAGCCAUACUUGACAAGUAUUUGGUGAUGAUUUAUGCAAAACUGUGAAAAUGCACAAUUGUCCUCCGGAGGGCGACUCCGUGGAUACAUCUUUUCAUGAAUCCAUAAACAGGACACAAAUAAAUGUAUAUGUCUGCAGUCCAAA